AUGGAGUUUGCAGAGUCGAUUCUGUGGGCGCAGGACAUUUUCUGUCUCGAAGACGAGCUACACUCGACUCCUGGUUCUCGCCUUGUAACCAACACACAGCAUGCGUGCGAGGGAACGAUCUACACCGUCCAAAAGGGCGAUACUUGCCAGUUUAUUUCAAAGGCCAUGUCAGUGGCCACUGACAGGUUGAUUGAAAGAAACGGUCUGACAUAUACCUGUUCUGACCUGCUUGAGGGGAGGAAUCUCUGUAUAGAGGAUGCCUGCGAGAUUGCGAGAAUCGAGCAAGGCCAGACUUGUCAAGACUUUGUCAAGUGGAAGUGGUUUAGCACGAUCCAGCUCCAGUCAUGGAACCCUACACUGAAGCCGUUGUGCAACAGCCGACUUAUUCCCAACUUGGACGCCGUUGCUGGCCGUUAUAUCUGCAUCGGUCCCCCAGGCGAUUUCAAUAGUCCAGAGCCAUCACCUACACGACCAGUAAAGGGGAAAUGGAGAAUAGAAGCCCCCGUGUCCACCAAACCAUCGAAAACCAUCAUGAACUCAACACCCGUCACCACAACAGAGCCUUUGGAACCAUACAAGACUCACCUGUCAAAGAUUGACGCCAGCCCCGAAGCCGCAAACUCGAAAGCAGAGUGUCUCAAGUACUGCUGGCUCACGAACGAGACCUGGGACUACACAUUGGACACCGAUGGUCCACCAGAAGACUGCCAGAGCCUAAUGGAUAUAUACUGCACCUUUCCAGAAAGACCAUCUCCAACGGCGCCGUCCUCUAUCCCCGAGACAUGUACACCCGGGAGCGACGUUGAUGAACUCUGA
Fusarium keratoplasticum is the source of this 816-nucleotide messenger RNA. Its product is annotated as LysM domain-containing protein. The transcript is spliced from 5 exons. The coding region runs from base 1 to 816 and encodes 271 amino acids. Lineage: Eukaryota; Fungi; Ascomycota; Sordariomycetes; Hypocreales; Nectriaceae. The record is from RefSeq and is a predicted model, not a curated record.